This is a messenger RNA of Amoebophrya sp. A120, 4708 nucleotides long. The record is from the annotation of a GenBank genome assembly. NCBI's taxonomy places the organism in Eukaryota, Dinophyceae, Syndiniales, Amoebophryaceae.
UAGCAGAGGAUCUUCAUCCCAAACGAUGUCGAUGUCUGAAACAACGAGCAGAAUGUCCUUUGUUUCUACUGAACUUCACAACACGCCCGCAUUUAUUCGUACGGGCUUAAUACAACUAGACUACAAAUAGAGUAGACCAAAAGCAAAGGGUCGUAUCUCUGUUUUCAUCGUCAUCAAUCGUCCACCGAGGCGCCGGGGGUGCUUGCUCCCACGAAGAAAUUAUGUCGCGAAACUUUUAUUCGGAACUUUUACUUAAUAUUUGAGCCACGAACUAAAACUAACAUCAUGACGCUCAGUCGUUGUACAACCAAGAGCCACAAACGGGGUCGUUCUGGUUCUGCUUCUGCCUUGCUCACAUUCUUCCUCGCGUUCUUGCGGGGUGAGAAUGGUCCGCUUUUCACCCAGGCCUGCACCUCCGUUGCGAUCGGGAGAGACGCGACGGAACUUGGAAACACGAUGGUGUCACACACGGUGGAUUGCAGCACCUGUGACACGCGGGUGACGUGGGUGCCGCCCCGCCGGUACAAGGAUGGAAAACGUCCUGUGCCGCUACAGUUGAUGAGUUAUCCGCGCAUGGUCACGUCCGAUCCCGCGGACGCGCCGAUGUACUUUCCCAACCAGGCGGAUCUCCGGGCGGACAGCACGAAGGUCACGAAAAUCCUUGGGUACAUCGAGGCCGACCCAGAAGCGACCACGUUUGGGUACUACGAUGGAGCGUACGGAUUGCUGAACGAAAAGGGGCUCGCCUUCGGCGAAAGCACCUGCGGCGCGAAACUCUUUACGGAUUACGAGAGCGGGGCCCUGUUCGGGCUCAAGAUUCUCACCCAAAUCGCAAUGGAGCGAUGUGCGACAGCACGGUGUGCAAUCCACACCAUGGGGGACUUGGCGGUAAGUACUAGAAGUAGAAGGAGAAAGUCAGCAGAGAUGCAAUUUAUAGUACACUUGUGUACUUAUCAAUCUGGUUGUGUUGUUUGAGUUGUGUCAACCCAACCUAUUCGCGCUCGUACUAUAUGCAUAAACGCAUUGCAUUUGCAAUAAAUACUAGGUCAUGAUGAAAGCUCGGCCUCGGGAGAAAAAUCAAAAUGAGGAUGUGGAACGAAGAGCAACAAGCACUUUCUUGUUAGUCUACAACUAGACGAGUCAGAACUUCUACAUGAAUUCCCUCUCCCACCGUCAGGUGAAGCACGGUUUUUAUGGCGAAGACCCGGGACCACCAGGCGCAGGCGAAUCCUUGCAGAUCGCUGACGGCAAAGAAGCGUGGAUCUUCCACGUCCUGUCGAACGGAAAAAAAUCGGCUGUCUGGGCGGCGCAGAGGGUGCCAGACGACCACUUCGCCGUAUGUCCAUUACAAAUCUGUGUGUCUCGAUAUGGCGCUCUCAACUGUUACAUUCUCAACUGUUACAUGAAUUUGUGCUGCAAGAAUGGCAAAAGUGAAAGGGGUGACCUUGCGCGUCUUGCAUGACAGAUCUGGCACAGAUUCUCAGCCUGUUGGGCCCUUCGAGAAUUUGUCAUGCGAAGCAGCUUGAUCGUGUCGAUUUUGAUUGUGCUUUUGCAUUGCAAAUCAUGUAACAGCUGAGAAUGUAACGAACAUUUGAGAACGCCAUACUCGACAUUCUCUGGUGGAAUCGUGCCCCAUUUUUCCGGGAGCUCGGCUCGCAGUAGGACCGCGAGUUGUUCAUCUGCAACAUCAUCUCAUUUCUAGUGAGCCUACUUCUGCAUGUGCGCAUGAACAUGAAGAUGCAUUUGGAUUCUAUGGCGUCCACCUGCUAUCUGUAUUCAAUGGAUUCGCAAAGAACAAUCGAAAUUCUUGGUCUGCGGCGUUAGACUUAGUGUCGACGUCGUGAACGUAAUCUUCGGCUGAGUAGUAGUAGUACACGACCAGAAAGUGUUUUGAUGAUGUUGAAUGAUCUGGUUCCUAUAGGACUCAUGUCGUGCUGCAUGAUGGCGGUUCUUGCUUCCAGACCGAGUUCUCCUCCGAGACACAAAAAUGUUUUUUUUUUUGAUGUGCUACCGUGGCGAACAAUUUCAUCAUCCGCGACAUCCAGACGUGUGUUUUCCCGUCGUCCUCGGGUUCUGCACAGACCAGCUCCUCCAAGCAGGACAACAUUUUGUGCAGCGCGAACAUCAAACAGGUGGCGAUGGAGAACAGGCUGUGGACGCCGCUGCAGGAGGACGAAAACGCCCCGGCGCCCUUCGACUUUACCAGCACGUUCGGCGAGGACGUGCGGUCGUUCCACUACAUUCCGGAACUCCCGCCCAUCCCUUUGUACAUCACCGGGCGCAUCUGGCGGCUGUACAACCUGGUAAACCCGGGGUUGAUGCGCGAGCUGCAGCUGCACGACCUGUAUCAAGUGCAAGUAUGUCUGGGUCUGGAAGAAUAGGAUUUGUGAUGCUAACUCUCGAUCAUACAAAAAACUCUAUUGCAUGACCAGCAAAAGGUGCUCAGAUUUGUGCCACCCGGAUCGGGCAUUUCUCAUGCAGGAUAGGCAUGAGAAAGCCUUCGCGAGGGCUGUGAUGCUAGAGAAUGCAUCACAAGCAUCGUGGGUCAUGUACAAUUUGCAUGACAAACACCCAAAUCUUCCAGACCCAGCCAUAUUUGCAUUUGAUAACCUGCCCCCCACCGACAACACCCGCCUGCCGUUCUCGGUCCCGGUGUCGAGAAAGCUGAUAUGAGAGUACACAACUCUCCCUCUCCCUCACUUGUCAUGCAAAACCCAAAAUCCAGUAGUCUAGUGUAGGUGCCUUGUGGCAUGCUUUGCAUGACAAAUUACGGAAGCCCAAACACUACUACAUUCAUUAGGUACAUAAAUUUGUCAUGCAUACACUCCACGUGUGCUGGUGUCUGUAUUGCUGUUCAUGCCAUACAAAUGAGGGGGAAAGGGCGUUGUGCACCCUCAUAGCUGACAGAGCAGGCCGUGAAGGAUCUCCACCGCGACCACUACGAAGGCACGCCACUGGACCUGCGCAAGGGCGUUGUCGCGGGGCCCUUCCAGAGCCCGAACCGGUUGGAGCGGGGGCACGCCGCGGUCGCGAUGCACGUGCAAUUCGCGCGCGCGAUCUCCAUACCCAGGACCACCUACGCGUGGAUUGGGUCUUCGUUUGCAGCAGCCGAGCCAGAACUUAAGGAGGCCGGCAAGAACAUCAAACAUGAUUUGACAAAAACCACUCGCGGGUGGUUCGCGCCGGAUACCCCCGCCUCCAGUGUGUACCUGCCCCUGUUCGUCCCGGAAGAGAAAGACCUGCGCCGAACAACGGAGAUGAAAAUUAAAACAUUGAACGACGAGGACGAAAAACAAGCACCCACGUCGACUUCUGUGAAGGUUUCCGCGGCGCUCGGUGCCUCACUCCAACGGGGGACGAGGUGGAAGGUGGACCGCAAGAGUGCGUGGUGGGCCUUCAAUCUCGUUGCGAAUCUAAUGGAAUGGAACUACGAGCACAUGGAGAACGAAGAUGUAUAAAGAAGAAAAUUUGUGCGCAUAGUUUAGUGCGUUCCUUUUGAAUUGAAAUGAAGUACAAUGACGAGGAGCCGAUGCUGGCUUCUUGCAUAGAUGAGGCUACUGAGCAUUGAUUUCAUCAGGCAUUAAUAUCUCUUACCUGUACUCCUCUGGCGCCGCACCAGCAGAGGCAUACUUAAUGUUUACAAAGCAAAAUGAAUGUGAAUGAACUUUGAGGUUAUGCCUCGCGUGCGGUCUUGGGAACAGAAGAUCGACACGUUUAUACGCACGCAUCCACAAGUCAGCAAGAACGAAGCGCUCACGAUCGAUGCGGCGCAGGCUGAGCUGCACGACAAGGUCGUAGCGGACUGGUGGGACCUCUAUGCUCUGCGCAAAAGAAUCGCACUCGUGGUGAUUGCAUCUAUGCACGACAAAUCUCCUGGCUAAGGUAAUACAGCAGCAUAACAAAUUUCAUUUGUAAUGCUAAGCGAUCAAAUUUGUAGAGUAGUAAGUAGUCAUGUAAUGCAAUGACUACUAGUUGUUGCGCAAUGGUUUUGCAAUGCAUAACCUUGCGGACGAGCUGAUGGUAAAGUACAACGACGGGUUAUCCUGAGUAAAAAUGUCCGCACCAUGACCACAUAGUCUGUCAACAAGAUGGGAACUUUGCAAGACAAAUCCAGAGGUUGUGGGAAUCAAGCAUGACAGGUUUUUCGCUGCAUUGAUUGUGCAUGGCAACUCUGGGUGGGUGCUGGGCUGGACGUUUUUCCACAGGAUGCGGAUUCAUCAACACCGAGGCAACGGGGCUCGGCAGCUUCCUCGGCUACCCAAGCGCCUACUUGGAAAUGACGGGGGCGAACGACGUGCCAAAUCCCAAGUACGUCCUGCCCGCGGCCUUCAACCCGGCGACCUACGAGGAGUUUGUGAAGAUGUGGGAAGAGAAAGACUCAUCUCGGUCGGAUGUCGCUGCACGAAGAUCAUCAUUUUCUCCCGGUGGAGCAGCUGCGAGAGCUAGUGCCGGUCCCGGUGCAGAUCCUCUGCAUGAGCAUGCCUUAGCUGAAAAUAGUAAAGAGACCACGCACAUUACCUCCGCUGCUGUCAGCAAUUUGGCGGCUUCGGCGGAGCACACUAGUACGAGGACCACCUUUGUCGACCAGCACGGCGUUUUUUUCCCGGCCUUUCUGGGCGCCGCGUUUGGCGCCAUAUGCACUCUCGUGUUUGUGAGUGUGCGGGCACCUCGGGUUGAAGUUGGAGGAACUGCGUACCAUGCAAUAUGA